Molecule: messenger RNA, 5541 nt
Organism: Eriocheir sinensis (Chinese mitten crab)
Lineage: Eukaryota; Metazoa; Arthropoda; Malacostraca; Decapoda; Varunidae
Exons: 26
Coding region: 902-5485 (1527 amino acids)
Biological process (GO): dephosphorylation
Molecular function (GO): alkaline phosphatase activity
Source: RefSeq, a predicted model, not a curated record
AGGUGGGUAUAUACACACUCAUGCAGGAUAUAAUUUGUCAUCCUUCAUUCCUAUUGGUCCUAUAAUUACACGCAGGACGGUUAACAAGACCAUAGUGAACUCUUUAACGUGAAUUACAAGUAUAUUUGAAGUCUAGAGCGUAUAUAAUAGAUUCCCCCUUUCUUCCCUUCCAUACAUAUCCUUCAUGGCUAUUUUAAUGCUUGUUUUAAUCCGUACAUUCUUUCCUAUUGAGGGACUUGAGGGUUGCAGGAGAAAACGUAUUGGCAGGAACAGCGGCCGGUCAUGUACAAUACGUGUUUGGGAAGGGUCAUAUAUGGCGUCGAUUGAGCAGAGGAACUUUUUUAUGGAAGGGAUAUUGUAGUUUUCUUUGCGUUAACCAUACGUAAGACUCGAGUGUGAGGUGAUAUAUAAGCAACAUGUUAAAUAUUCAAUUACACCCAUCCUAUCUAUAAUACAAGGACAAAUUGGACAGGAUCGAUGGCAUUAUGAAAUUCCUUGAAAGUGACUCACACAGGUUCCAUACGAGUGUUGGAAGCUUAUAUACGUUUUGUGGCAUAUAUUGAUGACAGUGUACGUGUGUUUGUGUGUGAACUUUUAUGAAUUACACCCAACCUGUAAUACAAGGACAAGCAGGACAGUGGAGGCAUCAUGGAAUUACAUUAAAAGUGACACAUACAGGUUCCAUACGAGUGUUGGAAGCUUAUAUACGUUUUGUGGCGUAUAUUGAUGACAGUGUACGUGUGUUUGUGUGUGGACUUUUAUGAAUUACACCCAUAUUAACAAAGAGGAGGAGGAGAUGAACAGGAAAUAAAGGAGGAGACGGGAGAACAAGAACAGGAACGAUUAAAAGAAGCUAAAAAAAAAUAGUCGUGAAUAAGAGGAAUAAAAAAAAAAUCCUAUAAUGCAAGGACAAGCAGGACAGUGGAGACAUGGAAUUCCUUAUAAGGCUGACGAUGUGCUGCUGGAAGCCUAUGCCAGAGUGCUGUGGGAGUGGUGUGCAGCGCUGCGGGGGCUGGGUGCUGAGGGCGGUGCUGUGGGGUGCUCUGAUGAGGGGCUGAGGUCCACGGUGGCUGUUCUCUGGGUGCUGUUCCUGAGACGCUGUGAUGCUGUGGUUCUCCCGCUGGCCAAGAUGAGGAAGGGGAAUGCUGGCAUGCAGAGCCUUAUUGACAGUCUGAGCCAGAAACCAACGCUUGCAUCAACACACCCUAAUCUCCCCCCCAGCAAGAUAAGAAUGGCCACCACCACAGCCUUAGAGCCAAGAGGGAAAGACGACAGGGAGGGGAAGAAGGAAAAGAAGGGCCUUGAUAUCAUGAAAAGGACUAAUAGUGGUAAUAGAAGUAAUGAUGAUGGUAGUGAUGGAGGAGAAGGCUACAGCUUCCCCUCCUCCUCUCCCUUCAUCUCCUCCUCCUCCUCCUCCUCUUCCUCCUCUUCCCCCCCCUCCUCCUCCUUCCAUCAGCGCCGCAGGUCCUCCAGAAUCAAAGCACUUCAGCAGCAGAACAACCACAUUCACCACAAAAAUUCACUCCCAACAUUACUGGAGAAGGAAGUGGAGGAAGAAGAAGAGAAGGAGGAGGAGGAGGUGGAAGAUAUUAUAGACUCAAGUGGAUCUGAUAAGGAGUACAAACCACAUCACUACCACCUCCUCACCAGUGAGAGUGAGGAAAAAACUACACCCCUAAAAACCAGUGAAGCAAGACACACACACACACAGACCAGCAGAGAGACAGGCACAGAGGGGAAGGGAGGUCCCGUCAACUUUGGGACACACAGACGCAGGCAGAUAAGGAGCACGCACACGACCAGACACAAGAAAUGGAAGAGAAGAAACGGAAGCGAGGCAGAAACGGCGCCUCCUCCUCCUCCUCCACCACCUCCGCCACGGCCGCCUCAGAGAAGAAGAGCUAAAACAACAGAGACAAAAAGAGGGAAAACAGCAACAAGAACAGGAACGACGAAGGUGACAAACAAAAAUGGCAGUAUCGGCAACAAGAAGAUCACUGAAGGUCGCCAGGGUGAAGUUCAGCAGCCUCCCUACAAGCUCUGGUCCUUGCCAAACAUGCUGACCCUUCUCCUAGCUCUCCUCUACCUGGCUCUCCUCUUUACCGGGCAGGAGGUGUUACUCAUGGACAUCCUCUGGUGGUGUGAGAGUGGGCGCAUUCCCUUCCCGUCUGCACACUUCACCGUCAACACCGUCUUGCGGAGCCACGUGGCACGCUGCCCGGUCUUCGUAAAGGUGCCAAAAGUGCCGUCGUCAGCUGCCGUCAGGAGGGCCGCAUGCCACCUGGCCCUCGCUCUCUCCCUGCAGGCCGUCCCAUUUCCCUCAGCUGGGCAGAUCAUCAAGCGACUGGUGGAUGUGCUCCGGCUGCCAGAAGACACCACCAGAAUGUCCGAGGAAAUAGCGUCCAAGCGUCUCCUCCUCCCUCAGAAGCACGGGCUGUCGGAGGAGGGGCUGAGGAAGGGGGAGGUGCCGGCUGUUGAGUGUCAGGCGGCUGCAGCUCUCCUCGUCACCCUAAAGAUUUUGUGCGGCCUAAACGAUUCCUCCGAACAUCACCUUUCUGUGGUUGCGGCGAGGGUGAAUGGUGGUGGGAAGGGCGGUGGUGGUGGUGGUGGGGACCUGAAGGCUCAUCCGCUAUUCUCCUUCGAUGAAUGGAUGAGGUUCAUCGUGGAGGUUGGGUGGCUCAGCAGGCAGGUUGACCCUCUUGGCAAGGUCAUUUCUCCCCAUCCUGUGCUGUCCAGGCCAUGGGAGCUCAAGCUUAUGGGUGACCUCAACCGUCUGCUGACCUUCUGUUGUGGUGACCCAGCUGUCUCCCUUCCUGACCUCACCAAGCACCCCAACCUGAAGAGGCGGCUGGAGGUACUUGGUCUGUCUCUGGAGGGGCUGUGCCAGGCUCACUUCAGGGGCUCAGUGCCUCCCUAUGACCCCUUACUUGGCACCCUUGAGAAGUAUGUCAGCUGGCACUCCUCAUCCUCAUCUCCAGCCACCUCACACCACAGAUGGCACCAAGCAGCCUCCUCCAGAUUCUUAUUGAGGGCAAGGCAGCUGCUACAGACCACCUUUGCCUCAACACAGCUGUUCUGGCCCCACCGCCUGCACCUCAUACAACACCAGCUGAGGGAACAAGGCUCAAGCAUUCGCCUCAGAGCUGUCAAGUACCCGCACUCCCUCUGCCCUCGCCCCGCCAAGCCAAGGGAGGGAAUGAGGUACCAGGGACGGGGAAGGAGGAAUGCAUGCAAGUCGGGGACAGAGAGGAAUGAGAAGGUGAAUUCAUAUCAGAUGGAGGCAAAGAGGAAUGAAGGCAUGAGGCGGCAGGGAGAAGAAAGGAGGAAAACAAAUGUAGUGGAGAGAAAGAGGAGUGCGCAGUCUCACUCCCUAUAUUCACAAGUUUCCUCAAAGCUAGAAAAACGGGGCAUGUCACAGAUCAGAGCAUCCCCUCACUCCUCUCAAGACCCUUCAGAGUUAGAGAGAAGACAAGAAGGAGAGUUGCAGAAGAGAUUAUCCCCUCACCCUUCCUCACAAAACUCCUUGAAGCUAGAGAGAAGACGAGGGGUAUCACAGACCUUACCCUCUCAGUCUCACUCCACACAAGACUCCUCAGAACUAAAGAGAGGACAAAGAGGGCGGUCACAGAUCAAAUUGUUCCCUCUUCCCCACUCACUAGACUCCUUACAGCAAGAGGACAAAAUGCAGGACCAAGGAAGGAACAGAAGACAUGCUCACAACCAGGGAAUGAACACUCACGCCACUGCAGUAGGAACACACAAAACACCGCGCACUAUGAGGCCUGCCGUGGUGGUGGUGGUGGUGAUGAUGAUGGUGGUGAUGGUGGUGGAGUCUACUGCGGGAGUGUCCAGACAGCGCUCCUUCAAGGCUAAGGAAAGGGCAGGGGACGAGGACUACCACCGCAAGAGGAAACAGCAGUACAAGAAGGAGAAGAAGGGCUCCUCCUACGACACGGUGCCCUUCAUCGACUUGGAAGACCAAGCGUACUGGAACAGGCUGGGGCAGGAGGCGUUGGCGAAGCAGCUGGAGGUCCGCCCAGUAGUGAGACGCGCUAAGAAUGUGGUCCUCUUCCUGGGCGACGGGAUGUCCCUCUCCACCGUGACGGCCGCGAGGAUACUGAAGGGGCAGAGGUCCGGCCUUUGGGAGCACGAGGCGAUGGUGUGGGAGGACUUCCCCUACUCGGCUAUCAUCAAGACCUACACGACCGACAGCCAAGUAGCAGACAGCGCCGCCAGUGCCAACGCCUACCUGUCGGGGGUGAAGACGAACAAGGGAACGCUGGGGGUGGACAUGAACGUGGACCAAGGAAACUGUUCGGCCCAGCUCAAUCAGGGCUUCCACCUCUCCUCCCUGGCCCAGUGGUUUCAGGACUCCGGGCGCAGCGCUGGCUUCGUCACCACCACCCGCGUCACCCACGCCACGCCCGCGGGAGUGUACGCCCACGUCGCCGACAGGGAGUGGGAGGAUGACGACGAGGUGAGGCGGGAUGGAGAGGACCCGGACACGUGUGAUGACAUCGCUGAACAGCUGGUCUUGGGGCAGCCUGGGAAGAACCUUAAGGUGGUGAUGGGCGGCGGGCGGAGGAACCUGUUGCCCAAGACCGUGCGGGACGUGGUCGAGAACAAGAAGGGGUACAGGAAUGACGGCAAGAACCUAAUAGAGAUGUGGCAACAGCAGAAAGCGGCAGCAGGGGCGAAGGCGGCCUACGUGUGGAACAGAAACGACCUGCUGGCUGUCGACACCUCCAGGACCGACUACCUGCUGGGUCUCUUCGGGUACAGCCAUAUGGAUUACAGUCUGGAGCGGGACAGGACCCAGGACCCCAGCCUCCCGGAGAUGACCAAGGCCGCCAUUGAGAUCCUGCAGAAGGACCCCGGAGGAUACUUCUUGCUGGUGGAGGGCGGACUCAUAGACUUGGCCCACCACGGGAAUAAGGGAAGGAAAGCACUCACGGAGACACUGGAGAUGGACGAGGCAGUUCAGGUCGUCCUCUCCAUGGUGGACCUGACGGAGACGCUGGUGGUGGUGACGGCGGACCACGGCCACGCCCUCACCAUCAACGGCUAUCCCUCCCGCCACACCGACAUCCUGGGCGUGGCAGAGCGGAGCAGCAAGGAUUACCUGCCCUACACGACCCUCCUCUACGGCAACGGCCCAGGCUACCGCGUCCACACCCCGGGACACAGGCCUGACCCGACCCGCCAGGACAUGGCCGACGUGGACUACCGCCAGGACGCCGCGGUGCCCCUCAGCCCCGCCGCCCACUCCGGGGACGACGUGGGACUCUGGGCGACGGGGCCCCACGCGCACCUCUUCACGGGCGUCUACGAGCAGAACUACAUCGCACACGCCCUUGCCUACGCCGCGUGCGUGGGCCACGGCCGCACCUUCUGCAGGACCAACAACAGCGGCGCCAGGAGGAACCGCGGCACCGGGGUGGUGGCCGCCUGCAGGGGCGCGCGGCGGUGGCGGCAACAGUGCUGAGGCUGCUCCACUAACACAAGACUUCCAUAUUUAUUUUAUUAUAAAAAUUUCCUUGA